AAACGGACGCGGCAAAUUCAACGACGUACGUAACGUAUUAUUGUCUACAAAUAUCCCCUAAAUACACGACGUAAAGGCGAAAAAGCGACGUUUCCCCUCUAUUGGCUGAUUGGAUCAUAACUGUUUAUAUCAGCUAGAGCAAUCCUGCUAUAGUUAUCUAUAAUACGAAUAGCGCGAUGAAUAGACUUCAACAACAUUUGGAUGAAAAUGUAGAAACUAUAAGAGUAAGACCAGAUUCUUACACCAAAUAAUCAGUUAUUACCUACAACGUUCUUCGUAAUUGGAGUAUAUCUUCUCGGGAAGCACUUUUAUAUCGUAAAUAAAGCCAGUUCAUGCAUAUAUUCAUUCAGUUCACUAAGUUUAGCUCCAUCCACACGAUUCCAUCUGCUGUGUACAGUCGCCAGAUACACCUAAAAGGCUUGGUUAAAUCUAUUCAUCCUACAGGUGAAUUGGAGAUUUUCCAUGUACCUAAGGUUAAACUGCCUUUCCAAGUUCCAUAUGCUAAUGCCAUGAAGAUUUUUAUUCCUGUGCAGCAUUCGGGUCAAAGUAUACAAUGGUUGAAGCAAAAUAUACACCCAGGUGAACGUGUUGAUUUUAUCCCUGUAAAACCAAUUUUCGAGGAUGCAGAACUGCUGGCUAUAAUUUACAAACGAUGGUAUUUUUUAAAAAAAGAUAUAUCCUACCACCUAUUAGUUAGUGGAAUAGCCAACCACAAAAGCUUCAAUGAUUUGCCAGAUAACUUUCGCAACAAGUACUCCUCAGCUAUAUCGAAAGCGAUUCGAAUGAAACGAGGAAUUUGGCAAGAAGACUAUAAUGUUUGGAAAUCUUGUAAAUUAUUUUUCCAAAAGCUAAAACGACUCGUGAAAUUGUAAAACUGACGAUCUAAUCUUGUUAAUAUACAGUUUCUAUUUUACUUUUCCAAUUAUGAUGUAACAGUAUGAGUAAUUGUUAUUUUCACGAUUUAAAACAUGAUUAAGCGAAAUGUUAAAGUUAAUAUGGUAACACAUUUUUACGUAAAACUUCACCUUACAUUUUAAUAUUUAUGCUAAAACUAGGAAGUUAUAGUGAGUCUCUACUUGGUGGGCGUUUAAUAAUACGUAUACAAAGUAUCAAAACAUUGUACACCUUGGGUACGAACUUAUUGAAGUCAUCUUUACUUCAUUAUGUAGUUCAGC
This is a messenger RNA of Schistosoma spindalis, 1175 nucleotides long. NCBI's taxonomy places the organism in Eukaryota, Metazoa, Platyhelminthes, Trematoda, Strigeidida, Schistosomatidae. The record is from the annotation of a GenBank genome assembly.